AUGGAAUUUUGUGAGUACAAUGAGGAAAGGGAGCUCAGCAAACGCUAUGUGAAAUUUGACCUCCAAGAGCUCAUUCGAGCCGCACUCGAUGUUAGUGAGGGUUCGAGAUAUUGCACCCGAGUCCUAAAGUGCUCGGAGGGCUUACACAACAAAGCGCUCAUACUGACAAUGGAUAACGGCGUCGAGGUUUUUACAAAGCUCCCAAAUCCAAGUGCAGGGCCGGCGCGAUACACGACAGCCUCGGAGGUUGCCACAUAUGAUAUGCUUCGUGAGGUGUUCAAACUUCCCUCACCUCGAAUUCUCGCGUGGUCAACAGAUGCGACAAAUAACUCUGUGGGAGCGGAGUAUAUUAUUCAAGAGAAGGUACAGGGUGUACGGCUUGGUUCUGUUUGGAAUCAAUGGCCGCGAGAAGAGAGGGUCAGGUUAAUUAGGCAGGUUGUUGACAUGGAGAAUAAGCUGACUACCGUCGCCUUCCCCUGGCAUGGUUGCAUUUACUAUAAAGAUGACCUUCUUUCCUUGACUGGGGAUGCAAAAGCGCUGACCGUGGAUUCCAUCGCACCGGAAGUUCUUGAACGUUUUGCUAUAGGCCCGCUCACUUCAGCUGAGCUAUGGACCGGGGCUAGGAAGGACAUGAAGUUGGACCGUGGCCCCUGGCUCAGUCCAAUUCAGUACGCCCAGGCAUUGGGGAGCAACGAGAUAGCAUGGAUCAAAUCAUAUGCCAAAUCCAGAAUGAACUACUAUAGGUCAAUGGAAGAUCAAGAACGUCCCGAAGACGGACUCACCCUUCUCACUCAAUACAUGGACGCGGCCUCUUACCUGGUUCCCUCAUCAAACGAUGAAGCAGCAAGUUCAAAUAUCCUAUGGCACCCAGAUCUUCAUCUGGACAAUGUAUACGUGGACCCUAACACCCAUGAUAUUACAAGCAUAAUAGAUUGGCAAUCCGCGUGCGUUGCCCCUUUGUUCUACCAGUCCGGCGUUCCGAGAAUGUUUCGACACCCCGGCCCGGUCCGAGAGGGCUGGGUCAUUCCUGAAAAACCCGAGAACUUUGACAGUCUCAGUGAAGAAGAGCAGAAUAAGAUCCAGGGGGAUUUGGAGAGCGAGACAAUGCAUAAAUACUACGAAGCUCAAGCAUACAAACGAGCACCGCGUCACUGGGCUGUCCUUCAACAGAAGACGGUUCCCAUCAUGCGCAAGCCUGCUUGGCUGGUGACUGGUGUAUGGGAAAGGCAAAACGUUUUCUUCCUUCGACAGCCACUUAUUGCACUUGCUGCGUAUUGGGAAGAGAUCUCUUCAGACAGCGGGCUACCCUGUCCACUUCAAUUUACGAAAACUGACCUCCAGCUUUACUCGGAGGAAGAAGAGACCAUUGAUGGUGUUGGUCAGCUGCUCACGAUACUUCAUGAUCAAGCAUUGCUUCCUCAUGAUGGCAUGGUCAGAUCUAAUGACUAUGAAGCCGCGGUCAAUAUUAGUCGGAAGGUAAAAGAGAUUUUCCUUGGGUUGGCUCAAGACGAAACUGAGAGAGAGCUAUUUUCCAAGCUCUGGCCCUAUCAAGAGACUGAAGAUUAACUAUUGCGAUGGGCCGAGCAAUCGUCAAUCAACCGUUAUGACGGUUGUUAAGCUUCCGAUGGACACCGAAAAGAUAAA
This is a messenger RNA of Aspergillus caelatus, 1644 nucleotides long. Its product is annotated as kinase-like domain-containing protein. The record is from RefSeq and is a predicted model, not a curated record. Lineage: Eukaryota; Fungi; Ascomycota; Eurotiomycetes; Eurotiales; Aspergillaceae. The coding region runs from base 1 to 1566 and encodes 521 amino acids. The transcript has 5 exons. Gene Ontology annotation, cellular component: mitochondrion.